CGGAAGUGGCGGCUGACCCGGAAGUGGCGGCGGCGCAGGGCGAUGGCGGAGAAGUUCGACUCGCUGGAGGAGCAGCUGGAGAAGUUCGUGGAGAACAUUCGGCAGCUCGGCAUCAUCGUCAGUGACUUCCAGCCCAGCAGCCAGGCCGGCCUCAACCAGAAACUGAAUUUUAUGGUUACAGGCUUGCAAGAUAUUGACAAGUGCCGACAGCAACUUCACGAUAUAAGCGUACCUUUAGAGGUUUUUGAAUACAUAGAUCAAGGCCGUAAUCCCCAGCUUUACACUAAAGAGUGUUUGGAAAGGGCUUUGGCUAAAAAUGAACAAGUAAAAGGCAAAAUUGACACUAUGAAGAAAUUUAAAAGCCUAUUGAUUCAAGAGCUGACUAAAGUCUUCCCAGAGGACAUGGCCAAGUACAAAGCUAUUCGAGGAGAAGAACCUCCUCCUUAAGACUGCCUUUGAUUCACCAUGUGGGUCGGGAAACAGCCCAGAGACCUUCCCCUCUGGUAGAAGCCACAGUCCAGAUCAAUUCCUCCUGUGUCUGAUCAGGAGUUGGGAGGUUUGGGGGGAACCCAGGCCCGCCCUCUACUCCGGGUUCCAGCCCAGGGCCCUGUGGACUGCAGCUGUCUAGAGUGCCUUUUGGUACAGCUGCACAACAGCUACUUCCCUAUGGCCUCCUCCCAAUACCUUCUUUAUACUCACCACAGGACACUUCUCCUGGUGUUUGAUGCUUGUACUCCUCAGUCUUCCAGCGAUAUGUCUUCACUCUCAGCUCCUAGUGCCUCUUGGUCCCAACUCCUUACAUGCACACCACAAACUCAAGUGAGGUCCUUUUUAAACUCAGGUGCCCUGAUUAGCUAGCCUGUCUUAAUUGAUUCUAGCAGUUUCCUGAUUACUCUAGUGCAGCCCCUGCUCUGGUCACUCAGGGAACAGAAAAUUACUCAUCCAGUGACCAGUAUAUUUGCCCUCUACCAGACUCCUGUAUCCCACCGGUCUGGGUCUGUCACUCUAACUAUAGAAUGAUCAAGUGCCAGACUGUGGAUAAAUACACUUCUUUUGGAAGCUAGUUAUACUUGAUCAUUAAAAUAGGCUGUAGCCUAUCUCAUGCGGGGGGAGUAAGAAUUGACUGCUAUUAUCUGACAGUUUAUAAAAGCAUAACUGGACAAGACUCUUUGCUAAAUUUCUGCUGAAAUGGAAAUCCAUUGCCAGGUGCUGUACUUCCAUGUAACUUUGUCAACCACAACCAAAAAGUCCCCUUCAGACCUGUGAAUGGAAGGACAGGUGGCUGAUGAUGGAAAAAUUGAAUUUUCAAGGAUGGCCUCCCAUCAGUGCUUUAUAUUUUGUACAGCAUUUGAUGCAGAAACCUUUUAUUAAGUGUAUUGCAUUUUCUUUGGGCAAAAUAUAUAAUAAACAUUUUGAAGUGAAUUUUGUAGCUAGUUCUUCUAGUAUGUUUCUGUUCAUUCCAUCCCAAUAUAUUUUUCAAGAAAAUAGAGAAAGCUUGAACAAAUUAGCACAAGGCUCAGAAUAAUAGAAAUCAUGUUAGCAUAUCUAAAUCUUUUGAGAAGUCGUAGAUUAGACUGAAUUACACCUGAAAAUAACUUAUUACUUGGGAUUAUCUUUGUUUUUAACCAAAAAUUUUAAAAAUCUCUCAUGGUGGUAGGUAACUUUCUUGAUUAGUGGUAUGCAUUUAAGUGGUCCCAACUAGGUUUUGAAACUAGUUUCAUUUGAGAUUAAUAGGUCAUGUAGUUAAAUGUUCACCGCUAUUGUUUAUUGUAGGUGCUCCUUCUUGCAGGAAAGAUUAGUUUAACAGGAUCACCAUGCAGUGCUGUACUGUACAUAGUGAAAGGCUAGCUUCACAGUGGAAAAGGCUGAAAACGUCCCUACUUUUACUGUGUUAGGGAGGCAUUCAAAUAGUAGCAGAUAUGCCUUUUGUUAUAAUACUUAACAUUUCACUGAUGUUGGUCUGUAUAUUGAGAUUUAAUUUGUUUAUUUAAAAUCUUGCUGAAUUAUUUGAUCGUACUUGUUACCGUAAAGCAGCUCACUUACCAACAGCAUAAAUAGAGAAUACGAAUGUUAUGUUUGCAUUUGGUUCAAGUCACUUAUAUAACUCAUGAAUGCCACACUUGCACAUGCAUGUAUUCUGUAUAUGCUAUGAGCUUUACAGCAACUGUUCUAGCUCCUGUUUAUAUUUAAUAAAACUAGAAACAGCAAUGUUGACAGUACAAGUUUUCUUAAUUAACAAAAGAGAUGGUAAGAAUAUAGUGAGUUAAGAGUCUGUAUACUUACUGCAAUCUGGAAUUUAUACUGCCUUAAGUUACAUUCAUUUAUUUUUAGCCAGAUCAUCUUUCUUGGUUUAUCCUUCCUCAAAUAGUUCUAUUAUCAAUCUGAAACAAAUAAGUUCCCUUUCAGAAUUCUUUUCUAAUCAACCAUGAUAAGUAUUUGCUUUCUCACUAUAGUUAGCGACUGUCUUAUGUUUAAAAUUUAUUACUAUAAAUAUCUGCUUUGUUUAAUUUCAGUCAACUUACACAUUUACAUAAAACUAAUAAUUUAGGGAGUGUCGCCAUUUUGAAAUUACACCUGAAUCCAGUUUUUAAAUCAGAACUGAAAUCUUUCAGUUUGAACUGUGUUAUCAAAGAUGCAAUGGAUCCAACUCUGUGUCAUUACCUCUUGAAUUUUGAAUCUAUUUUGGUUUAUAAAACUCUGUGGUAAAGAAUAUAAACAUAAAAUAAUAUAGAAUAUAAACACAAUCUUCCACUUACCUCCAAGGAACACUGUUGUUGAUCAUGGAGACAAGCAGUAUGUUCUCCCAGUCCCCUGGAAAGACUUGUUUAAUUGUUUUCCUUAUUCUUGCCUCACAUGCAUUAAAAAUGCCCUGUAAGAGAAAAAUGUGAUUUAUGGUAUAUCUCUAGCUAACCAAUGAUCUGACCAUUUUGUCACUUACUCAUGAUGUUCCCUAUUGGGAUCAAAAUCUAGUUUUGUAUAUACAAAUCAUAGAAGACUAGGGUUGGAAGAGGCCUCAGGAGGUCAUCUAGUUCAACCCCCUGCUCAAAGCAGGACCAACCUAAAUCAACCCAGCCAGGGCUUUGUCAAGCUGGGCCUUAACCUCAAUGGAUGGAGAUUCCACCACCUCUGUAGGUAACCCAUUCCAGUGCUUCACCGCCCUCCUAAUGAAAUAGUUUUUCCUAAUAUCCAGCCUAGACCUCCCCCACUGCAACUUGAGACUGUUGCUCCUUGUUCUGUCAUCUGCCACCACUGAGAACAGCCUAACUCCAUCCUCUUUGGAACGCCCCUUCAGGUAGUUGAAGGCUGCUAUCAGAUCCCCCCCUCACUCUUCUGCAGACUAAAUAAGCCCAGUUCCCUCAGCCUCUCCUCGUAAGUCAUGUUCCCCAGCCCCCUAAUCAUUUUUGUUGCCCUCCACUGGACUCCCUCCAAUUUGUCCACAUCCCUUCCGUGGGGGGGGGGCAAAAUUGAACACAAUACUCCAGCUGUGGCCUCACCAGCCCUGAAUAGAGGGGAAUAAUCAGGGGUCUGUAACAUCUCUUAAGUGUUUGUUUACCUAGUUACUGGAGAGGUCUGCGUUUUCUAGUACCAUCCUCGCUGGUCAGAAAUGUGCUUACUUGGUUAGCUAAUACCUGGUGUGUUGCUAUUCUGCCAAGGCCAAGCCUACUUUGGUUCAUACCUCCAAGGCUUACAAGAGUAAAUCUGAAAAAUGAUUUAAAAGUAAAUAAAUAAAGAACAUCCUGAAUUCUAGACAUUGACUUGUCUUUCAGCCUUGGCAGAAGGGGUGGGUUGUUUGGCAGCAUUCAUACUAUGAAUUCUACCAAGAAACCUGUUUUGCCUAAGGCAGAAUAAAUUGGAAAAAUAAAACAAGCUUUUUAAUCAAAAUAUAAAAUAUUGCUGUUUGAGGGAGACAGGCUAGCCUACAUUUUUAGACACCUUUAAUAUUAAAAUCUUGUACAACUUUUAUACUUUCAAACAUUUAAUGAUAUUGGCCUGUGAAAGGUGUGAUUUAUUUGGUCCACUCCUUCCUUCAAGAUCAAUUAAAUAGUGGAAGUUCUCCAUGCAUUGGGCAGGCUGUUUCUUUGUAUACCAUCAGUAAUUGCUUCCAAAAUAAACAAGGAUACAGAUUUUAAAAGAAAUCAUCAUUACACCUGUCAGGGUGUGGUGCUUUAUUUUUCAAGUCAUUGUUUGGUAAUUCUUUCUGAAAAUUUUAUGUUCUGUUUGUGCUGAGUUAACUUUUUGAAUGCUUUUGUGCUUAUUCAGAUAAGAGUAAUAGUUUAUUCUUUUCUGAUUCUGCCUGCCCUGUUCCAUGUAAAAUUCAGUUGAAUGCAAUAAUGCUUCAGCAACUUUUGUCUUUGUGCAUUUCAAAUGAAAAUUUGAAAUUCCCACCCAAAACAACCUACAUUAACACAGGAACAGGCAUCUAUACAUGAUAAGUAGUCUAAGGCUACAUCUACACUACAGUGGGGGGGUCGAUUUAAGAUAUGCAAAUUUAGCUAUGCGAAUAGCGUAGCUGAAUUCGACAUAUCACAGCCGACUUACCCCGCUGUACGGUUGGUGGCAAAAUCGACCUCUGCAGCUUCCCGUCAACGGCGCUUACUCCCACCUCCGCUACUGGAGUAAGAGCGUCGAUUCGGGGAUCGAUUGUCACGUCCCAAUGGGACGCGAUAAAUUGAUCCCCGAGAGGUCGAUUUCUACCCGCCGAUUCAGGCAGGUAGUGUAGACCCAGCCUAAGUCUUCUGUCUUUGUUUCCAUGUUCAAAGUACUCUUGCUUAGCAUACAAUUUAUUGAUUAAUUUAUUGAAGUUUUAUUGAUUAGCAUGAUGAGCAACUAACUUCAAAAACAAAACUCUUAAUUUGAAAAAUAGGCCUGCCUAAACUUUUGCAUGUAAGGAAAUGAACAAUUAAGCUGCCCACACAAAUGAGUUAAAGUACAGAAAUGCAUAUAUCAUCACAACUUAGUGUAAUCAAAAUUUCAGAACAAUUCCCUUAUCCAGGAGGUGUAACUUGAAUUUGAAAGCAAGGAGGUUUUUUGUGUGAAGUUACAAGCUGGGAGGUCAAUAUGGCCUGAGCUACAGAGAAGCGAGUUUUAUUUUGUUGGUGUUUUAUGUAAUCGCCUCCAACCAGGGUAGAUGGCUGGAUUGGUUUAAUCACCAAUUAAAAUCAGCAAGUAGAAAAUCUUGAUAUAAAUGAAUUGUAAUCAUGUUUUCCAUUUGUAUUUUGUAGUUAUUUUCCUAAGCGUUUUUCAUUGAUUUAAUUUAAAACUAAAUGCAGUUUUUACACUAGAUUUGACACCACUUUUGUUAACCAGGAGGAUACAUUUAACACACAUUUGUUCAGAUUCUUGAUUUCUGCAUUUUUAUUGAAUUUACUAGACAAUUAACUUUUUACUUGUGAUUUGUAUCAAGCUUCAUUUGGAUGGAAACUGGAAUUCAAUUAAAUUGUACAGACAGCAUUUUAAGUGUUUAUUAACUAACAAAUGUACUGGAUACAUACAACCGAUGAAACAAAGUGUUUCUGUACAUCAGAGCUGAAAGUACUGACAUUUUGAAACAGAAUAUUAGCAUUAACUCCAUUGUAAAGAGUGAAAAUGAUGUAUGUAUUUUGUGCACUACAUGACAAAAUGUACCAUAUUUAUAAACCUUGACUUUAAGUUA
Molecule: messenger RNA, 5653 nt
Organism: Malaclemys terrapin pileata
Lineage: Eukaryota; Metazoa; Chordata; Testudines; Emydidae
Gene: MED10
Product: mediator complex subunit 10
Exons: 5
Coding region: 43-447 (134 amino acids)
Biological process (GO): positive regulation of transcription by RNA polymerase II
Cellular component (GO): mediator complex; chromatin
Molecular function (GO): transcription coregulator activity
Source: RefSeq, a predicted model, not a curated record